GUACGGGUCGGAUCUUUUCUGCCUUCCCUCUCAGCCAAUCCCCCCUCGUUUGGCUCCUCCUCUUUCCCAUCUAGGGUUUCCUGUCGCUGCUUCCGAUGCAUAUUCUCUGUCUUUAUCGUAUCUCGUUUAUCACGAAGCACGAUUUGAGUGGUCGUCGAUCGUUUCCCUCGAUGCCUGGGCGCACCGUCGACGAUCUCAGCGAGGACCUCUUCGCACCCCCUUUCUUUUCAGCUACCGGCCUGUUCUGAUGUGUGUCCAUGAUGGAUGGACGCGAUCCAAAUGGUGAAGCCAGUGAAGGGGACGACCACGGUCUUCUUCGUUCUCAAAGGAAGGCGUCAUUGUCGCCUCCGAUUCUCGCGCUAGCAUGGGACGAUAUAUUUGAACUUCUAAUUUGACUGUUGCUCGACAUUAUGUAUAUAAGACAUGCUUAAACAUAUCAUUUAUUCCUUGGUGGGACUAUGACUUGUCAACAUGCUUAAAAGUGUGAUGAAAAUAAUCGAGAUCAAUCCAUGUAUGCUCGGUACAAUUGCUGGAGGUGUUGCAGAUUGCCAAUUCUGGCACAGGAAUGAAGGUAUCAAGGCAUUGCUGUUACCUGUCCACACAUAUUUGUCUACAUUGUACAUUUGAUAGUCUGUUUAUACAAUUGUGAUUUCUACCUUAGUUAUGCUGUUAUUUGUCCAUGACUAUUGAAAUUUUGGGUUAUAAUCCAUUAAAUCUUUUAAUGGUCAUCAUUUUCAUCCUGUGAAGUGAUGCGUACAUGAACUGGCAAACAUGAGAAUGAUCUCAGUUGCAGGUGCUUCAAAGCUAUUAGCAAACAUUCUUUACUCUUCAUUGAGGAAUGGGUACUGAACUCUUAUCGCGGAAUGGACCCUUCAGUAGGGACCAUGACUGCUGGAUGGAAUGAAAAGGUGUAAGCUAGUUGUUUGUUUCUUUCUCCUGUUUCCACUUAAGCUGUAUUCCUGGUUCUCUUUGAUUUUAGGGGCGGAUUGUACUAUGUUGACAGUUAAGGUGGAAGGCUCAAGGGAACACACUUUUAAGUUGGCCCAGGAAGUCCAUAUGCUUAUGGUGUUCUGGAUAAUGGGAAGCUGCAGAACUGGCACAGUGGACCAUUUAUCGUGCAACUUUUUGUGAUGGUGCUAGUGGUGGAGUGGCCAGUGGUACAUCUUCAAGACACAAAUGUUACCAUCCGUUCAACCUUGCUGCAGUAGAUGAUUCAGAAUGGAUUGCGUGGGUUCAGAAGCACCAACACAGCCUACACCAACUCAAGAAGAGUUGGAAAGCCAACUUUACAUGCUCCACCGGCAAUGGAUGGCUCAUGAUGCUAAUGAGAGCUACACAGAUCACGGAGAAGACAAGCGUCUCCGGCCAUGACAUUAUAAUAAAGUCGAUCCAGAGCUGGAAACGUGAUCUUUACUCCAUGAACAGCGCACCGCAAGGAAAGCGAGGCACUAACAAAAGUAUACCGCGGGAUCGCAGGAAACUGGAAAAAGGACCAUCACUUUAACAUCCAAAAAAGUAGAGCCCAAGGUAAAGAUAUCACACCGUCUCCACCCGACUACUCUCCGCUCCUCUUCUCGUGGUCUCCUUAAUUACAACACCAAACCAUGCCCCACCCUCCUCUUCCUUCAUAACCUUUGCUUUCCUCAGACUCCCCUUUGCUCCCACGCGUACCACAACCAUCGAUGGCUUAAGAAUAUGUAUGCAACUCUUCUUCUCCACCCUGUCCUAUCGCCACUUCGUCGGAGCAGCAGCAGCAGAGAAUUGAAUGCACUGAGAUUAGAUGAGGAGGAGGAGGUAUCUCUUCACCGUCGUUCUUUUGGUAGUUCAUAUAAUUCAUGUGGCGAGGAGAUGCCCGGCAUUGUCGUCCGACGGGGUCUCCCUUCUCGCCUUCAAGGCUGCGGUAUCCGACGACCCGUGGGCGUUCCUCGCGGGGUGGAGCGAGGAAGACGAGGACCCCUGCCGGUGGCCGGGCGUCUCCUGCGUCAAUUUCACCGGCUUCAUCCACCCCCGCGUCGUCGGCGUCUCCGUCUCCGGCAAGAACCUCACAGGCUACAUCCCCCCCGAGCUUGGCGCGCUCCCUUUUCUCCGCCGCCUCAACCUCCACGGCAACCGCCUCUCUGGCACCAUCCCGCCCCAGCUCUUCAACGCCUACUCCCUCCGCUCGCUCUUCCUCUACGACAACUUCCUCUCCGGCCCCUUCCCCGCUGCCGCCUGCGUCGUGCCACGUCUCCAGAUCCUCGACCUCUCCCAGAACGCCUUCUCAGGACCGCUUCCGCUGGCGUUGCGCGGCUGUCGCCAGCUCCAGCACUUGCUGCUAGAGGAAAACCGAUUUUCCGGCGAAAUCCCCGCCGGGGUCUGGGCGGAGAUGUCGAAGCUCGUCCAGCUUGACCUCUCUUCCAACGAGUUCGAGGGGCCUAUCCCGCCGGACCUUGGCGAGCUCGACUCCCUCGGCGGCACGCUCAACCUCUCGCGCAACCGUCUCUCCGGCGCGAUCCCCAGCGAGCUAGGGAACCUGCCGUCGACAGUCAUCCUUGACCUGCGCUACAACAACCUCUCUGGGGAGAUUCCCGGGGCCGGGUCGCUGGCUAACCAGUACCCGACGGCGUUCCUCGACAACCCGGGGCUGUGCGGGUUCCCGCUCACGAUCACCUGCGAGGGGCCGGUAGGGGCGCCCUCAGCGGCGGAGGAGGAGGAGGGCCGAAGGGGAAUGAAGGCAGGGCUGAUCGCGGUGAUCUCGGUGGCGGACGCGGCCGGGGUGGCGCUGGUGGGGCUGGUGCUGGUGUGCGCGUACUGGAAGGUGAAAAAUCAACAGAAAGGCCGAGCGAAGCUGGGCCACGGCGGCGCAGGACUUGGCCGGCGGUGGUGCUUGUUUCCGUGCGGGGCGGCGAUGGCUGAGAAGAAGGAUGGCACGUCGUCCUCGGAAGAGGAGGAUGAUCAGGGGGGAGGCGUCGAGGGGGAGCUGGUGGCGAUGGACAAGGGUUUCAAGGUGGAGCUGGAGGAGCUGCUUCGGGCGUCGGCGUACGUGCUGGGGAAGGGGGGGAAGGGCAUCGUGUACAAGGUGGUGGUGGGGGAUGGGAUGGCGGUGGCGGUGAGAAGGCUGGGAGAGGGCGUUGGCGGAAAGUACAAGGAGUUCGCGGCGGAGGUGAGGGCGAUGGGGCGGGUGCGGCACCCCAAUGUGGUGCGGCUUCGUGCCUUCUACUGGGCGCCUGACGAGAAGCUGCUCAUCACCGACUUCAUCUCCAACGGCAAUCUCGCCGCCGUUCUUCGCGGCCGGUCGGGGCAGCCGAAUUUGUCGUGGGCGGUGCGGCAGCGCAUCGCCAGGGGCGCCGCCCGCGGCCUCGCCCACCUCCACGACUGUAGCCCCCGCAAGCUCGUCCACGGCGAUCUCAAGCCCUCCAACAUCCUCCUCGACGCCGACUUCAACCCUUACAUCUCCGACUUCGGCCUCCUCCGUCUCCUCCCCCUCACCUCCUCCGCCGCCACCAACCCCACCUCGGCCCCCUCCUACUCCUCCACCGCCGGCCUCUUCGGACCGGUGCCGUCCUCCGUCCAACCCACCCUCCUCGACCGCCCCAACCCCUACCGCGCCCCCGAGAGUCGCGCUACGGGCCACCCGACGCACAAGUCCGACGUGUACUCCUUCGGCGUCGUGCUGCUGGAGAUACUGACCGGUAAGCAGCCGGAGAUGCCGUCCUCUUCGGCGGAGCAGGUGGCGGGGCUAGUGAAGUGGGUUAGGAAGGGGUUCGAGGAGGCGAGGCCGCCGUCGGAGCUGGUGGACCCGGCUUUGCUGCAGGAUGUGCGCGCGAGGGAGGAGGUCGUGGCGGCGUUCCACGUGGCGCUGGCGUGCACGGAGACGGACCCGGACGUGAGGCCGAGGAUGAAGGCGGUGUCGGAAGACCUCGACCGGAUCGGGUCAUGGAGGAAGUGAUCAAGAACACAUAUACCAUCCAGACAAGGAGGAGAAGUGUUCUUGAUCGUAUAUAAUACUAGCAGUAGGGUCAAAAUGUAUUCUUUCCUUUCUGGAGGAGGUGGGAGUGAAAUAAAUAUUGGAGAAGGUGAUGAUGUCUUCCAUCU
Molecule: messenger RNA, 4074 nt
Organism: Musa acuminata AAA Group (dessert banana)
Lineage: Eukaryota; Viridiplantae; Streptophyta; Magnoliopsida; Zingiberales; Musaceae
Product: receptor protein kinase-like protein ZAR1
Exons: 8
Coding region: 1781-3928 (715 amino acids)
Biological process (GO): protein phosphorylation
Molecular function (GO): ATP binding; protein kinase activity; protein binding
Source: RefSeq, a predicted model, not a curated record